Molecule: messenger RNA, 4390 nt
Organism: Zootermopsis nevadensis
Lineage: Eukaryota; Metazoa; Arthropoda; Insecta; Blattodea; Termopsidae
Gene: sky
Product: GTPase-activating protein skywalker
Source: RefSeq, a predicted model, not a curated record
UUUAUUUGAUUGGAUAGCUUGGAUGUUUCAAUAUAAGUGUUUUACUUCACUAAGUUUUGAUGACAUUUACAAUAACGUAAUUAUUUAAAUACAGCGAAACAUGUGUAAGAGUGGCCCAAAGUGUAAUUGUGUUCCGAGUUAUUACUUUUAUUGUAAAAUAAUGCGAUAAUUAUGUAGUGGAUAGAAAAAUCAAUUCCUAUGUGCAACAAAAUAUCAGGUUGAAGAAUGCUGCAAGAUCAGACCUAACUUCCUACUAUAAAAAAUCAUGCUCAUUUUACCACCAAGGAAGUAAUGCCCAACAUGCUGUCAGUUCUGGAAGAAGAAUCAGAUAUAUAUGAGGUAUUUCCACCUCAUGUUGACACGAGUAGUAUUCCUAUCCUAACGGAUAGUCCGACAAAAAAGCCUGCUCUCAAGACUUACAACGAACUUUAUGGCCUCCUGCAGUCAGGAAGAAAACGUGAAGUGAAGCAAAUAAUUAGAGAUAAUGCCUGGCCAAUAAAUAGUACCAUCCGUUCCCAAUUGUGGCCAGUUCUCUGUCAGCAACAUGCACAUGACAAAUCCAUCCUUGAAGGCUUCUAUUGGGAUAUGGUCAACCAAAUAUUUGGCACAACAGAACUUCCUGACAAACCUAUUCUCCUGCCACAAUUUGUGGAGAGUGGGCACUGUAUUGGAUACCAUUUGACCCGGAAAGGUAGAAUUGUUGCUGACAGAGUAGUGUGUGUGCUUGGAUAUGCUCACCCUGAAAUCACAUAUAGUCCAGCGAUGUACCCAGUUACAUCCAUCCUCCUUCAUUACAUGACAGAGGAAGAAUGCUAUAACUGCAUGGCAAGCCUUAUAGCUGCCAAAGAUAAGAUGUUCACCCAGACGAAGCAGCUGUAUGAAGUAACUUGGAGAACAGUAAUGCAGAUCACCAAGAAGCAUGUGAAAUCAGCUGCAGUACAUGUGGCACGACAUUGCCCCAGUACUCGCACUGAACGCAUAUUCAUGGACUGGCUGUGGUGGAUCCUACAGGGACUGCCCUUUACUCAUUUGGUUCGGGUGAUGGACUGUUUCUUCAAUGAAGGAAUAAAGGUUCUUUAUCGUGUUGCCAUGGCUAUAUUGUUGCUGUUCUACAAGCACUCAGCACCUCAACAUUCUGAGUGGAUGAAUGACAUUUUAACAAGUGGAAUUGACUCUGCUCUCACCAAGUUCUGCAAACAAAUCCCGGUGACAUCUACAAAACUCCUGCGGACAGCAUUUGGCAUUCGAGCACUAAGUUCAGCAUAUAUCGCAAGAGUUUUUGUUAAAACAAAGAUGUUGCUGAAGAGUCGAACUGAAUUGAGUUGCUCCCGACAACUUGUGAGAUCUCGCUCUAGUGACAACCUUCCUACAAGUCAGUCACAAGUCAAUAUCCAGAUGAUGUCCCACACACUUACCAUCAGAGAGGGAUCUCAUUCUCCUGGUGCUCGGGCCCCUUCCAUGGGACCUUAUCCCAUACAUAUCAUCAGGUCUCAAGUGGUAGAUCAAGAGGAACUGUUUACAUUGUGGACUUGGCUGCCAGUGAGAAUCACCAUGUACCAACCUGUCCUCCUCUACACUACUGAGGAACAUGGCUGCAGCCUGACGACCUUUUAUGUUCGUGUAGAGCAGCACGAACCAACUCUGCUGAUGAUCAAGACGUGCAACAAUGAGGUGUUCGGAGCAUAUUGUUCAACACGAUGGUAUGAAAGAAAUGUGAAAGAUGAUCAUGGGAACCGACAGACGUAUUUUGGAACUGGGGAGACAUUUCUCUUCAGCCUGUACCCAGAAAGAGCAAAGUAUCCUUGGGUGGGUAUGGACUCUGCUCAAGGUGAUCCUACUCUUAGUCAUUCAGCUGAGCUAUUUAUGGCGGCUGACUCCAAGAUGAUUACAAUUGGUGGUGGAGAAGGACAGGCCAUCUGGAUGGAUGAGAACAUUCGGUAUGGCAAGACAGACCGAUGUUUGACAUUCAACAACCCACCACUCUGCGAAAGUGGAGAUUUUGAGAUCAGAGUCCUUGAGGUUUAUGGCUUUAAUGGAGCCUAAUUUAAUUUGCUCCUCAUUCGUGGAUUUGUUCACAUUUUCAUGCAUUCAUUUAUAUGCGCUGAUGCACAUAUACUCAUGUCAUAUAAAUUAGAUUCUGAUCUCAGGUCAAAAUGUAAGUAGAGAAAAUACAAACUUUAACUGAAGCUCUGCAUUCCAAACAGCGUAUGAGUUGUAACAUAUUUCUUAUUGCAUAAUCUUCUUAUGCCAUAGCACAGUUGGAUUAUAGAUGUUUCCAUUUCCUUAUGUGCCAACAUUUUGCAGUUUGUUGUAAAAAUAAUGUCUGAUAGUGAUAGCAAAUCAAAGAAACUAUUAUUAGUGUUAUUAUAUAAUAUUGUUAAUAACAACAGUAAUGGCACAAUGCCACAUGAGCUUAAGAUACUAUGACACCUCUGGACUGGACUGCAAAAGGUCAUAUCUUGUUGAAAUAUGUCAUGUGGACUGUAAAAGCCAAAAUAUAAGAGAUUUUUUUAACAUUAGCCAGGUUUUUAUCAUUGUAUUGCCACAGUUGACACUUUUCCACAUGAAAUAUGAUUAAAUGUUAGUAACACCAUCUUCUGUAAAUAUGCAGCGGACAGAAUAAUUUUUCUAUGGUCACUUCUUUUAUGAUGGUUGAAAUUUUAUUGGUAGAAUUAACAGAAACAGUUGUCCACAAACAAUUGAAAUAAAUUUGUUUAUAAUAAUUUUCUUCCUCAUAAACUUACCAUGCUAAACAAUAUUGGAUUCAGUCAUUGGUUACAACAUAAAAUAAUUGUUUCUAGUUCUUACAAGAACCAGUUUAGCUUUUUGAAAGAAGAGAAUCCUGCUAACAAGUUGUAUGGGAGAAUGUCUUUAAGAACUUUCCCGUCUUGGUAAGUCGUAGGCAUGUUCACAAGCCUCUUUGGCACCUGUUAAAAUUGCGCUGUCCGUCCUUAUGUCUGUUCACAUCCGUGAAACAUGUUGUGGGAAUAGAUAAACCAAUUCUGAUUAUAUUUUGUGUUGGAGAAUUUUAUGAAAAAUUGUCAGGCCAUUAAAUAUUUAUUUAGGUCAGGCAAUUUUAAUGACCACUUUAUGUAAGAGCAUAAUGUUCACUUGUAGUCUCAUCACAGUAAGUCAUUCUGCACACAAACAAGUCCUACAGUUGUUUCAUAAGAAGAUCACAAUUAAGAGAGAAAAAGGAAGUUAAGUCUUGAUUGUAUUUAGACUGUUGAAAUGAGACGUUUUAUUAUGUUAUUUUAGUGCUCUAUUACAAUGAACUUCAAAGCAUAUAUUAAACAUGUUAUAUACUUUUAAUUUUUUUCUCUUUGUGUGUGUAAUAACAGUGAAAAGUGAAGACUUUUAGAUAGUUUCUCGAUUUUUGAGAGGCAAAGUAAACAAAAGAAUGGUAGGGAGGGUCAGUCAGUGUGGAAGGCAGUUACUGAAACAGAACCUAAACACAGUACUUUAAUUAUUUUAAAUACUAAAUUUACCUGAAUAUAAGACAACCCCCCUUUACAAUCUUCAGGAAAAUACCAAUACUCACGUCAGUCAGAUUUUCGUGCCACUCGUAAGAAUUGCGAUUUUGUCAAAGAAUUGCAUCGUAUUUAAAAAUGAUUGUCAUUAUGAACUGUGGGAAGUAGAGAAACAGUUAUCAAAAUUAAAAAGGUUUUGCAAAGUCAUAGCAGUUCCAGUAUUCAUAUUAUUUUUCAGAAUUGAAAUGGCAUUAUUUACAUCAAUUAUUGUCAGAGCAAUUUGGUUGUGUCAUCUGUUAAAAUUGAAAAUAUUGUGCGUGUUUGUUUUAGUUGGAAAUUUUGCCUUUGUUUUUUUCAUAAAGUGAUCAAAGUACUUAGAAUAUCAUGUUAUUGAUAAAUGCUCAGCUGUGAUUUUCUUUAUAACUCUGAAUAUGAACAAAGCAAAUUCAUCACUACAAAUAGAUUAUAAAGUCUGAUCAUGCAACCCUAGAAAUCUCCCACGUAGUUAUUAUUACGUAAAGAAAGUAUGGCAGUUGGUUUGAUUAUUCAUACUUCUAAGAGUUAAAGAAAGUCUUUAAAAAUAAGAUGCAUCGUCAUCUUGACAUUGACUACUACCCAGUCUAGAAACAUUUCACACUACUACUACUAAAGAAAGUAUUUGUCUAUUCACGGAUGUUGCCAUACAUGACAUCGCGUGGUAAGAGAUAAAGCAAAAAAGGUGACACAAGGAAACAGCUGUAAAACCCAGCCAAAAAAAAAUUCACAGUACUACUAAUAACAAAAACAUUCACCCUGUUUGUCAAACUUAUGUGAUUGUAAGAUGAUCCCCCAUUUAUUAGAUAAUGGAUUAGGAAAAAAUUCAUCUUAUAUCCAGGUAAAUAUUGUAUAUUUUAGUAACGAAUCUGUCUUUGAAGAUGGCU